Limanda limanda (common dab) is the source of this 7688-nucleotide messenger RNA. RefSeq names its product mediator of DNA damage checkpoint 1 (gene mdc1). NCBI's taxonomy places the organism in Eukaryota, Metazoa, Chordata, Actinopteri, Pleuronectiformes, Pleuronectidae. Gene Ontology annotation, molecular function: protein binding. The transcript is spliced from 11 exons. The record is from RefSeq and is a predicted model, not a curated record. Gene Ontology annotation, biological process: positive regulation of transcription initiation by RNA polymerase II. Gene Ontology annotation, cellular component: nucleus. The coding region runs from base 213 to 6734 and encodes 2173 amino acids.
CUAACAAAAGUUGCAUCAGCGUUUCUUCACGUUAUUUAGCUACACAACUUAAUGAUAGCAAGAAUAACAACAGAGAAAUGGCGUUAAACAACACAAGUUCGAUGCCAGAGAUCCUCAGUUAGUUAACUGGUAACGUUGCUGGGUUUUUACACGUCCUCAUUACAAAUACCUGUCUGUGCUCAGCAGGGAUCCUGUCUGACCCCGUGUGAAGAAUGGAGGCUACACAGGUGAUCUCUGACUCAUUCCUGGAGUCAGAUGAGGCAGAAGAUGAAGAGGAAGAUGAAAACAAGAGGGGUCCACCAUUGGCUAAACUGUGCAUCUUAAAGAACGAGCUCGUCCCUGAGACAGAGUUGCCCCUGUUUUUGGGAAAUAACGUGCUGGGUCGUGACCUCAGCGCCUGCACCCUGCACUUGCCAUCGCCCUCGAUAUCCAAGCAGCAUGCCACCAUCAGCCUCUCUGUGUACAGGAGAAGAGGUCGUCGCAGUGAAGGGGAUGUGGAGGCUUUGGUGUGGGACCUUGGGAGCAUGAAUGGAACCCGCAAAGGCCGCUUAAAGCUGACGCCUAACGUACGCUACGCCCUCAGUGAUGGUGACAGUUUGGUGGUGGCAGACAUCCCAUGUCAGUAUGUCAGCUGCCAUGUAGACGCAAACAAUUCACAAGGGGGCAUGAGGACUCCUGUGAGCAGAAAUAUGGGGGUAAAUGCUGGGUCACCGGAUGUCACUGAAAAAGAGGGAGGUGGCAAAAGCACAGACAGCAAGAAAUGUGAAAACAGAGACACGAAGGCGAGGGUGUCAUCAACCAAGACUCCUGUCGGGGUCAGUAGCCUCUUCUUAGAGCAAACUCCAACCCAGCCAGAGGGGACCCUGGUCCCAGAAUCUGACGCGGACUCAGAUGGAGAAAGAGAGAGAGGAGGCAGAGGGCGUAUGGCUUUAGUGUCUGAUUCUGACUCCCAUAAAUUUAGUCCUGCUUGUUCUACAUUCUUGAGUCCCACAAACAAAAUCGUCCCUGAAAGUGAGGAUGAAAGUCCCAUCACACCAUCCUCCUCCUCUAAAAAUAGGCCGUACAGACAUGUCAGAUUCAGCGAGGAAGAGACAGAAGUAGAUGGGGCUGGACAGCGGCUGGAGGAAAAAAAGACACUUGCGAUUGUGGAUGACAGUGAAGAAGAGGGAGGAGGAGAGAAAGAAACAGUCACACCAGAGGAAACCAAGCCUAAGGAAAGUGGACAGCAUGUACCAGUGACACAGGAAAGAAAUGUCAGUUUUAUGGGAGAUGAUGAAUUGCCUGUGUCUACAUUAGCAGUCACCAAAGAUGUGAUCCUUGUACUUAACAUGGACAGUGACACUGAUGUGGAGGAAGAGGAGGAAGGGGUGUCAUCUGCAGGUCCUGUGACCUUGAACAUAAACCAAGUCAGUCAGCCACCGAACACUGCCCACUUUCACAUGGACAGUGAUACAGAUGAGGAUGAAGAUGCCUUGGACAAAGAUCUUACAGCUGUGACUUCCUCUGAUGACAGUACCAAACUUUCUCAUGUUAAUUCAGAUAUUCAGCCGGAGGGAAUCACUAUGGACAGUGACACUGAUGUGGAUGACGAUGCUGUUGUGUCAGACGCUGCCACAAAAACAAAGCCCAUGUCAGUUCAGAGUGCGUCCACAGCUGACUCUGCUCCUUCAGUGCAGCCGAAAGAUUUCCACCUGGACAGUGACACAGAUGUUGAAGAUGAAGACGAACGGGAAUGUGGAACGAAUGAAUCGAGCUCCAAAAUAGAUGAAAUUUCCAUUUCCAUUAAAAAGCCAGCUGGGCCUGAAUCUGCCGCUGCUGCUCCUCAUGGCCUACAUUUCGAAAGUGACACAGACGAUGAAGAGAUCCCUGCCCCUGCCCUCAGUGAACCCCCGGUGGUGUUUGCUGUAGCCUCAGACUCAUGCACCGCUACAGACCGAGGGGUUGCUAUUCUGUCUGACAGUGACACAGACAUGGAAGACGAUGCUCCUCAGGUUAUGUCUGUAGCUGUCACAACCUUGGCGGCCUCUCCUGGUACCAAGCCGCCCGCUCAGGAGUCAGAUUCGGAUGCAGACACAGAUGUGGAGGGGUCAGGCCAGAGCGGAUCCAAACCAACUGACCUCGGAUUGGACAGUGAUACAGAUGUGGAGGAUAAGGAGGCAGACAUUGACGAGGCCGGUGAUGACCAGAUCCCUAACUUAUGCAGAGAAAACACACCUGGGCUGAUGGUUCCUCUUCUGCAGAACUGCUCUACUCCUGUACAACUGCAAGCCUUUGACUUUGGGAUGGUCCCAGAAAGAGAGGUGGAAAAAAUGGAGACUCAGGCUUUCGAGAGUCCCUCUUCAGUUCCAUUUCAGGGUGCUGUAGCUGCUGCUGUAAGACCUGUAGCAUUGUCCUCUUGCUCAGACAGCCAAGAGGACGAGGACUAUUUUGUUGCUGAGACGCAGUCCUUCAUUCUUCAGACCCGAGAUCUCCAUAGCAGCCCUCCAGAGGAUCAUGCCAUUGAACCCACCCAAGCUUUUUGCCCUGAAACUUCUAGUGAUGAAACUGAUCAACCGUCCAGCAUAGAAAGGUCUUUACAACUGGAAUUGUCAAGCAGCAUCCACCGGCAGUGUCCUGCCCAAGCUCUAGCCAUGGAGAACACCCAGGCGUUUGUGGAAAGAGGUGUGAAUAUGGAAGAAACCCAAGCAUAUGCAACUACUUCAACUGCAGACAGAACCUCUGCCGACAAUGAUGCAAAUCUGGAGGCUACACAGGACUAUGAAGAGGACGAGGAGCCUGCCAGAUAUCCUGAGAAAGAAGGGCAGACAGUUUUGGUUCUAGAAGAAACACAGGCAUAUAUUACAAAGCCAGACAGUGAUUCAGAGAGUGAGACGGAUGAAGAUGAGAGAAAAAAUAUUACUGCUACUGCUGAGACUCAGCCUUUUGGCUUUAGUACUUCAUGUACUCCUACCAUGGCUGAAACCCAACCAAUAUCUGCCUUCGAGGAAAAGAAGAGUGUGGCAGAAGAGAGUGAGGAACGUGGGGGGACACUUCAACCUCAGCAAAGAAUGUCUGGUGAGGUUUUAUCAAUAGCUCAAACUCAGCCUAUGAAUACACAUAGCAAUGGGGAAAGUGAUGAUGAAGAAGAGGAGAAGACACAGCCUCUCACUGGUUCAGAUUUAGCAGUUGCUGAAACUCAGCCCGUGCACAUUGGUUGUGCAGAAACUCAGCCCAUGGCUACAAGUGAUGAUGAGGACUUGAUGCCAGGCCCCCGAAAAAGGAGAGCAAAGCAGCUGUCUGAAUCUGAACUGACACAAACGCGCACAAACUCUGAGGUCUCUGCAGUUGAAACCCAGCCAGAAGAUCCAGUUGAAGGUGGGGAAAGUGAUGAAGAAGACUCGAUUCCAGUUUUUAAAAGACGCCGAGCAAAACCACUUCCACUUGAGAAGACACAAUCCCUCUCUGGCUCUGAAGCCUUUGCUGCUGAAACUCAGCCCAUGGGUGCACGUGAGGUCGAGCAAAGUGACGAAGACGACUCAAUUCCUGGCCCACGAAAGAAAAGAAAAGCAAAGCAGCUGUCUGAAUCAGAACUGACCCAAACGCUCACAAACUCUGAGGUCUCUGCAGUUGAAACCCAGCCAGUAGAUCCAGUAGAUCCAGUUGAAGGUGGGGAAAGUGAUGAAGAAGACUCGAUUCCAGUUUUUAAAAAACGACGAGCAAAACCACUUCAACUUGAGGAGACGCAAUCCCUCUCUGGCUCUGAAGCCUUUGCUGCUGAAACUCAGCCCAUGGGUGCACGUGAGGGCGAGCAAAGUGACAAAGACGACUCAAUUCCUGGCCCACGAAAAAGAAAAGCAAAGCAACUGCGACUUGAAGAAGUGGAGACACAGCCUCUUAUUGUUGAAGACUCGAUUCCAGGUCCACAAAAAAGAAAGGCAAAGGCUCUGCAACUUAAAGAGGAGGAGACGCAACCGCUCCCGAGUUCUGAGGUCUCGGCUGUUGAAAGUCAAGUGACACAAUCUGAAGCUGGAACCAGUGGAAUCAGUGUUAGGGGCAAACGAGGGACAAGGGCAACAAUAGGAGAGGACGAAGAACAGACAGAGUGUUCAGAAUCUCCAAAGAGACAAACGAGAGGGAAGAGUAAAGCUUUGCCAACUAUCAGAGGAAGGAGGGGGAAAUCUGGGCCUGUUGGGGAUGUAAGUGAGGAAGAGGGGGAGUUAGAGCAGGGUAGGAGAACAAGGGGAAGAACAUUUACAAGGCAGCAGAAAGGCAAGGAAGAAGAGGGAGGAAAGUCUGAAUUUGAAAGAAAUAAACCUGCGGAAAAUGGCAACCGAAUAAAGAAAAAACAGAAAGCAUUAGGAGAGGAAGGAGGUGUUGCAGACCUAAAUAAAGAGAGAGAAAAUAGGGAGAUUGAGGAAAUAGAGAGGCGUAGAAUGGAAGAACAAGAAAAAAAAGAAAAUAAGGGAGAACAAGAAAGAUUGCAUGCUGAAAACAUGGAGAGGAUACGACUUGAACAAGAAACAGCAGAGAAAGAGAGAAAGGAACAAGAAGAAAAGCAAAGAGUGGAGAAAGAAAUAAAGAAACGAGAAACAGCUGAUCGAAUACAAAAAGAAAAAGAACAAUUGGAGAAGAAAAAAAGGGACAAGGACGAAAAAGAGAGAUUGGAGCGUGAAAAGUCAGAAUGUAAAGAAAGAGAGAAAUUGGAAUGGGAAAGAAAGGAGCAGGAAGAGAAAGAGAGAUUGGAGAGAGAAAAGAGGGAAUUAGAAGAGAGACUUGAGAGGGAGAGCAGGGAAGAGGAACAGCAAGCAAGGUUGCAGAGGGAAGAAAGAGAAAGACUGGAGAAAGAAAAAGAGACCAAAGAAAACAAAUCCAAAGUGUCAAUUGGAGGUCGAAAAGCAACGAAAAAAACUACCAUUGCCACAUGUUCAAUAGAGCAAGACUCAGCUGUAUUGGCCAAAGAUGAUUUCCCAGCGAGGAGAACAAGAUCUCGCUCCAACUCCUCCAACUCCAUCAGCUCCGAGAGAUCUGCGUCAAGCGUCAGCACCCAGCAGGAGAGCCGCGGGAGAGGUCGAGGCAGAGGAGCAAAAAGGAUCAGUGAGCCAACUCAGACGGCCGUCGUCAGAAGAGGCAACAGGAGGAGGACGGUGGCUGCAGAGACAACAGAGCAGGACAAUAAUGAUGGAGUCCUUUCCAGGUCUAACUCCUCCAAUUCUCUCAACUCUGAUAUUUCAAGCUACAGUGUGAGCUCACAAAGCCGAGGCAGAGGAGGCAGUCAGCGGGGAAGACCACGGAUAACAGAGGCUGAGUCAGACUCUAUCCCUCCUAUCAAAAGUCAGAGUGAUCAGAAUUCUGCUACCAAACCUGCAGCCAGAGGUAGGAAGGGCCGGAAAACUGAGCCAUCCUCUAGUGCGGUUCCUCAGGAAGAUGAUGCAGAGAAGGCAGAUUCACAGCAGGCUCGUACCACAAGGGGACAGCGCAGAGCCACGACAAACAUCUCUGAAUCAACUGCUGCAGACGAGGAGAAGCAGUCCAAUCAGGACGAAGGUCACGGCAGUGAGGAAUCACGUCCCCCUAAGAGGAAUGUCUGGGGCAGAGCCCAAAAAUCAGGAGCUUCUGCAGCCAGUAAAGGAGAUGAGGCUAAAGACAAAGUACAAGUGAGGAAGAGAGAGCUGGAGCCAAAUAUAGAGGAGGAUUCUCACAGUGGCACCAACAUUUCUAUAGUGACAGUCCAAGCAGUAGGGACAACACAGGAAGGAGGACAAGAUGAAAGUAAGGAUGAUAAUCCUGUCCAACCUAAGAGGAGAGGUAGAGCAUCUAAUUCUCAAGUCAAGAAGGACACAAAUCAAUCUCCUGUUGAAGUGGAGUUGAAAGUAGAGAAGGAGAAUGUCGAGAAGAGGGGCAGAAGUCGGCCAUCAGCGGUCCAGAAAAAAAGGGAAGAGGAGCAGGAAGAGAGUGGAACAUCUGCCAGUUCCACCACACAAGAGGCCAAAGUGCAGACUCCAGAGACUCCAACCAGCAGAGUAUCCCGGAAGCGACAGGCUCCUGCGGCCUCCUCUCCUGUGGCAAAGACUCCUCGCUCCUCCUCCUCGUCUUCCCCUGCAGCUCGAGGUCGACUACAAGCUGCGAGUCCGGCCUACAAAGUGCUGUUCACAGGCGUGACGGAUGAAGCCGGGGAGAGAGUGCUGGCUCGUCUGGGAGGCAGCAUGGCUAAAGGUGUGGCCGACAUGGACUGCCUGGUGACCGAUCAAGUGCGCAGGACUAUCAAGUUCCUUUGUGCAGUGGCCAAAGGAAUCCCAAUUGUCAGCACAUGCUGGUUGGAAAAGAGCGGCAAAGCUGGGAGCUUCCUGUCACCUAAUGCUUUUGUUGUGAAGGAUCCGGAGCAGGAGAAGAAGUUCGGUUUCUGCCUGCAGACGUCUCUGACGAUGGCCAGCAGUCAUCUUCUAUUACAGGGAUAUGAGAUCCAUGUUACGAAAUCAGUGAAGCCGGAUCCAGCUCAAAUGAAAGACAUAAUCUCCUGCAGUGGAGCAAAAUUUCUACCCAAGAUGCCCUCUUCUCACAAGCCUCGGACUGUGGUGAUUUCCUGCGAGGAGGACUGGUCACUGUGCGGCCCGGCCGUCUCUGCAUCCCUCCCAGUCGUCACUGCCGAGUUCAUUCUCUCAGGAAUCCUUCAGCAGAAAGUCGACUUACAAACACACGCACUCCCUGCUCCCGUCACUAAUGCAGGAGGCAGAAGAAGGGGCAGGAACAAGACAUAGCAUCGAUACAGUCAUGCACCUUCACAUUGUAUGUGCGGUAAAUCUGCAUAAGUGUUUUUGAUCAUAUAAUCUCGAUACCCUUUCAAACCAGAGACCUAUAGAAGCACUAGUGACUCAGCUGUUUGUUUCUUUUAAAGACUUGACUUAUUUGGCAAAAGUUGAUUGUACAUUAAUGUAAAGACAUUUUGUACAUGUAUUGCCAGCACUGGAAGCCUGCUUGUCAUUUAUGUUAAAAAACUAAUUUUAUAGGUACAACAACUGUAUAUAAGAGAGUGAUGUGAGAAGCUUUGCGGGGGGGUUAAAUUAGGGUCCUCGCGGCUCCCCUUCACCUCCUUUGUGUUCCAUCCCUCCUUUUAUACAUCAACAACCAAUAGAGCACAAAUUAACACUGCUAAAUUGCUGCUACUCAGUAUGCUAAGUGCUUAAUCAGCAUUUUUGGCACAUGACCAACCAGGAUGCAGCGAGUUGUAUAAAUCAUGUUGGGAUGGUGGAGCGCUGGAACCGAUGGGAUGUGUUUAGAAAUCCAUCAGCUACGGUUGUAAGAUGAAGUGGGGAAAAAAAUCCGGUUUCCUUUCCUGAUAAGAAGAAGUGCAUAUAGUGCCUUUUAUACCGAGGUAGUCCUGAACCUAACAGUGUAUUUGUUGUUCCUAUGCCUCCAUUAACCACCACCACCCACUCCAUUAAGGCCUCGUCCAAUCCUAUUACCUCCACAGAUGAGCGGAGUGUAUGCACCCGAAUGCUGAUGCUGCCUCUACAUCAAUAUCUUAUGAUGUUUGUCCUUGCCAUGCAUUCACCAACUGUCUCUUUACUUUUUAGCAUGCAGCUUUGAAGGUAUGAUGUAACUGUAUGAUAAAUGUCAUUGGUGUUUUAAAAAAAGACCCUUCAGCUCUACCAAAUCAUGAAAUCAGUCUGUACUGUCAAAUGAAAACAUUAAACAUUUCCUAUUGCCUUUAA